Molecule: messenger RNA, 869 nt
Organism: Trichomonas vaginalis G3
Lineage: Eukaryota; Parabasalia; Trichomonadida; Trichomonadidae
Exons: 1
Source: RefSeq, a predicted model, not a curated record
AUGAUUAAAUUAUUUAAAGAAGAAGGUAAAACAAUAACAGCAUGGGAUGUACUACUAAAUCAAUUGUCUUCAUUAACCGUUAAGGGUGUUUGCUUUAAAUCUGAUUCCCCAGAUGUUUUCUCAACGUUUCAAGGUUAUAAAUACAACGUUCUCGAAAAACCAGAUUACUCAAAAAUUGAGAUGUUUAUGAAUUUCAUUAAAGAAGCCAUUUGUGAUAAUAACGAUGAAGUGUAUAAAUACCUUCUCGGCUGGAUUGCAUCAAUGAUUCAACAUCCCGGAAUCAAGAAUGAAACAGCAAUUAUUUUGAAAGGACUUCAGGGAACAGGUAAAAACAGAUUUACAGACAUUAUUUCUGAACUUCUCGCUGGUUAUUCAUGUAAAAACAUUACCGAAAUAAGUGAGCUAACGGGUAAUUUCAAUUCAGUAGUUGAAAAUAAAAUGUUUCUUGUACUUAAUGAACUCAAGAAUGUGGGUGAAGACAGACUCGCAAACUUCAACGCUUUGAAAUCAAUUAUUACGGAUAAUGAGAUAAGAAUUAAUGAAAAGAAUCAACCCAGAAGAACAGCUCAGAACGUUGCAAACUUCAUUUUCGUAACUAACAACGUCUACCCUGUCAAAAUUGAAGUUGGAGACAGAAGAUACGUAGUUUUAAGAGUUAAUGGUAAAUUCAAGGGUCAAUUUGAUUACUUCAAGAAUUUGAUGGAUUCAUGCACAAAGGAAUUUUAUGAUAAUUUACUGACGUAUUUUAUCAAUUACGACCUUUCAUCAUUUAAUGUACGAAUCAUACCGAUGACUGAAGCCAAACAAGAUUUAAUUGAAUUAUCAUCAAAUCCUUUAGAUGUAUGGAUAAAUACACAUUAUGAUGAAUU